UGUACACAAACGGCGUGAUGUGCUACGGAGCAGACAGCUGCUGUCUGAUGUUUAGGUGCACCUCACCUGAACACUGUUUUUAAAUAAUUUGUUAAAUACGGAUUUGUCGGCUGCGCAGGAGGGGGGGAAAAAAUGGAGAAGUAUGAGAAGGUUUUGUGUUUGGGCAGAGGAGGAGUAGCAGACGUGUUCCUAAUGAGACAUGUGGAGCAGAAGAGGCUGUGUGCAGUGAAGAGGAUCAAAGUGGAGGACACAAGGGCAGCAAAGACGCAGAGGGCUAUUCUGCUGGAGGCGGAGAUCAUCAGGAGGCUGCAGCACCCUCACAUUGUGACAUGCCCUGAUGCCUUCGUCAACUCUGACGACGGCUUCAUUUACAUCGUGAUGGACUACUGUGAUGGUGGGACGCUAGACGACCGCGUCAAAGGGAGGAAGCCUGGGGAGUUUUUCUCCGAGGACACUGUGAUGAAGUGGUUCGCGCAAGUUACCAUGGCUGUUAAUUAUAUACACGCGUCCAAAAUACUCCACAGGGACAUCAAAACCUCAAAUGUGCUGCUGACAAAGCAAGGAGUGGUGAAGUUAGGGGACUUUGGCAUAUCCAGAGUGAUGAGCAACACAUCCGACAUGGCGUCCACAUGUGUUGGGACGCCCAGCUAUCUAAGUCCUGAGCUUUGUCAGGACUUGCCAUACAGCUGUAAGUCUGACAUCUGGGCUCUUGGCUGCCUCCUGUAUGAGGUCUGCGCUCUCAGAUCUCCGUUCGCAGCCACAAACCUCCUGAGUCUGUUCUACAAGAUCACCAAAGGAGAGUAUGACCCUGUCCCUAGUGCAUUCUCAGACAACAUUUCCCGUUUGAUCCAAACAAUGCUCAGCCUCAACCCAGAAAACAGACCAAGUGCCGCCUGUGUACUUGCCAUUGCACAUGUGCAAGCUCACAUGGAGUCUCUCAGAGAGGCAGACUGUACACCUGUGAGUGGUGUUAAUACAGAAGGAACUGGCGCAGACAUCAACAAAACAGCAGAUGUUCUCGGUCAGUCGCUCACACAUGAAAACCGAGAAGACGAUUUGGAGGUCAGCUGCUGUGAUGUCGAGGAAGAAGAUGCUUUGAGCGUCGACGGACUGGACCACUAUCCUGAGGACUUUGACGAAGACGGAAGCUCUGCUUCUCUAGAGGAACACAGUGAACGCUCUGGGGCGGGAACGAGGAGCAAUUCUGCUGACUGUGUCGGUAAUGAUGAGGUGGUAACGGAAAGUUUUGCGGAAUCUCCUGACACUUCAGAACAAGUUGACUACCCAGAUGACUUUGAGGAAGAUGAGGAAAGAGAAGAUCAGGGCGAUGUGUCACAGCAACACGACGAUGCACUGGUCGAAGAGUUUCAGCUCUGCGAUGCCGGAGGAUUGACCAUCACGCUGAAAGCACUUAAGGAAAAAGGCUAAAAAAAAAAAAAGGUCACAAUGGUCCUCAAUGUUAAAUAAAGGAACAUUAGUUGUGAAUAUUUUAAGUGCCUUAUUUGUUAAAUAUUUUCAGUAUUUGAGGUCCAGAGGGACAUCAGACCUUAUAUGUUUGACAAAGGUCAUCAGCAACCUCUGCCACAGGUCGGGCAUAAGCAUUGGAUUUAUUGAUUUAUUAUUAUUUAGUAGACAUAAAGAAUUCCUGUGCGGCUGAAAUCAGUCGUUUCACUGCUGGAUUAUGCUGAAAAAACACGUGGUGGGGCUAGAGAGAUUGAACCGUCACACUCAGCGCGAGCAGUUCCUGUCGCUGAUCGGUGAUGUGAAUAUUCCUUGACGAUGUUUCUGAUCAGUGGCCUAAGAUAUGGCAAUAAUGACGAGUGUGGCACAAGUUACUGGAUUAUGCGUUUAUUUUUAUAACAUUUCCAUUUUAUAUUGUACUCUUGUUGAAAACAGCACCGGGAACGAUUUCUUAAGUUGUAAAUCAAUAUUUAACAUCAAGACUUUCAAAAAUAAACGCGGUUAUA
This is a messenger RNA of Mugil cephalus (flathead mullet), 1967 nucleotides long. RefSeq names its product NIMA-related kinase 12 (gene nek12). Gene Ontology annotation, biological process: protein phosphorylation. The transcript has 2 exons. The record is from RefSeq and is a predicted model, not a curated record. Bases 133 to 1428 code for a protein of 431 amino acids. Lineage: Eukaryota; Metazoa; Chordata; Actinopteri; Mugiliformes; Mugilidae. Gene Ontology annotation, molecular function: ATP binding; protein kinase activity.